Molecule: messenger RNA, 1254 nt
Organism: Eutrema salsugineum
Lineage: Eukaryota; Viridiplantae; Streptophyta; Magnoliopsida; Brassicales; Brassicaceae
Product: putative fasciclin-like arabinogalactan protein 20
Exons: 1
Coding region: 101-1252 (383 amino acids)
Source: RefSeq, a predicted model, not a curated record
UAAACUGUAACUUCUUCUUCCCCUGCAACGGUUUUUUCUCCACAACAACCAUUUCUUCAACCAGAGAGAGAGAGAGAAUCGAGCUCAAAGAACAGCUUCAAUGGCGUCGAAAAUUUUUGCUACCUUCUUCCUCCCAUUUUUCUUUCUCGAUCUUGUCUCACUUUCUGAUGCUUCCCUGACACCUAUCUCCUCCGCCGUCGAAGUCCUCUCCUCCGAAUCUACUCACUUCUCCAUGGGACUCACUCUACAGCUCGCGAACCAAGAUCUGAGCCUAGAAGAUUGGCAAGAACUCACCAUCUUCGCACCUUCCGAUCAAGCUUUCUCUACCUUUGGGCAGCCUUCGCUUCUCGAUAUCAAGUACCAGCUCUCUCCGGCGAGGCUCCCUGUCGAAUCCCUAAAGAACCUUCUUCCCGGCGCGAAAAUCCCAACUCUCAGAUCCGAUUCCUCUCUAAUCGUCACGAAUUCUUCGCGAUCCGGAGGCAAAACUUCGAUUAACGACGUCGAAGUCCAAGAUUCUCCUCUUUUUGACGACGGAUACGUCGUGAUUUAUAGUUCCGACGAGUUUUUCACAGCGCCGAUGACCGAAGAAACGAGCCUCAAUUCAUCAUCGUCUUCUUCAAUCCCAAACUCUAUCUCGUCUCCUCCAUCGAUUCCUAUCCCUAGCUCAGCGACUCGCACUCCUCCAAGCCAUAAUUUCGCCGGAUCCACUAAAACCUUCCCGAACAAAACUAAACCAGCGAGUUGCUUCAACAUCUUCGAAUCGGCUUCGAGUUUGUUAUUUUCCAGAGGUUUCGUGAUAAUGGCCACGUUUCUCGCUCUGCAACUGGAAACUUCAGAGAACGACACGAAGCUCACAGUCUUUGCUCCCAUCGACGAAGCGAUUCCGAAUUCGAUCUCCAAAUUCUCCGAUUACGCCACUAUUUUCAGAGGACACGUAAUCCGGAAACUUCUCUCUUGGAAAGAUCUCCAGAAACUAGCAUGGGAAGGAUCGAUCCUGCAAACUGCUCUAAAAGGGUAUGAAAUCGAGCUUUCUUGGUCCGGUGAUGUUCUUCUUCUCAAUGGAGUCCCACUCAUCUAUCCAGAUAUGUAUGCCAACGAAUGGGUCGCUGUUCAUGGAGUCAACCAAAUGAUCGCACCACAAGCAAUGCAGCCUAAACUGGGAGAGUCUAUCUCAGAGCUAAACGGUGGAGAAGAAGAAGAUGAUGUUCAUCAAGAGUACUCUUCUGAGUUAGGCGAUUACGGUCUUCACUGAUU